AUGAAGCUCGUGAACAAACACAUAGAAAAAGACGGCUCAGGCUACGUCACUCUCAGACCUGAAGAUGAUGAAGAUAUGUGGCACGUUUACAACUUGAUCUCCGAGGCCAGUCCUUUCUCAAAGGGGGACCAAGUUCGCGCUAUGGCAGUCCGCCGAGUCCAAACAGUCUCAUCAACAGGCUCCUCCGACUCCCACCGAGUCCGAACCAAUCUCACUAUCCAAGUGACCAAGACCGACUUUCAGUCCGCCGCCUCCUCUUCCACCUCUGCCACCGGCCAGGGCGAGCGGAAAGAACCAACUGCAAGCUUGCAAAUAUCAGGUCAGGUCGUGCAGGAGAAUGAAUUCGUCAAGAUGGGGGCGUUCCAUACACUGGAUCUGGAGGCGAAUAGGGACUUCCGGUUAUCAAAGGCUAUCGGGUGGGAUUCCAUUGCUCUUGAGCGAAUCCAGGAGAGUACGCAAGAAGGAAGAGGGGCUGAAGUUGGGGCUAUCGUAUGUGGCGAAGGUACCGCAGCUAUCUGUCUCCUCUCGGAGCACAUGACCACCGUUCGUCAACGGAUAGAUAUGCCUGUCCCUCGAAAACGUAAGGGCGGUACAUCUGGCCACGACAAGGCCGUCGACAACUACCAUUCCACCGUCUACAACGCCAUCCUCCGCUUGAUCCCAUUCCAAUCCCUCAAAGCCGUCGUGAUCGCCUCCCCGGGCUUCACAAAGGAUGCGCUGUACGAGUACAUCUUCUCGCAGGCAACAUUGCAGUCCAACAAGGCGCUUUUAGCCUCGCGGUCCAAGUGGAUCAAGGUGCAUUCGAAUACGAGUCAUGUGCAUGGACUUGUGGAGGCAUUGAAGGCGCCGGAGGUGGCCAAGAUGUUGGCUGGGGCCAAAUUUGCUCGAGAAGGCGCUGGUCUGGACAAAUUCCACAAAAUGCUUGCGACGGACGAGCUCCGCGCCUGGUACGGACCCGAACACGUCGCGCUUGCUGUCGACCGAGGCGCCGUCGGCACCCUUCUCAUCUCUGACGACCUCUUCCGCUCUUCCGACCCCGUCAAGCGCAAUCAUUACGUUCAUCUCGUCGAAGCUGUCCGCGCGCAUGGAGGAGAAGCGUUGAUAUUCUCAUCAAUGCAUGAGAGUGGGCAGCAGCUGAAUCUGUUGACGGGGAUAGCUGCGGUUCUGACGUAUCCGCUGGAUAUUGAGGUGGUGGAGAUGGAAGAGAGGGAGGAGAAGGAGAGGGAGGAGAAGGAAAAGCUGGAGCAGAUGGACAAUGAAUAG
This is a messenger RNA of Cryptococcus wingfieldii CBS 7118, 1263 nucleotides long. RefSeq names its product mRNA surveillance protein pelota. NCBI's taxonomy places the organism in Eukaryota, Fungi, Basidiomycota, Tremellomycetes, Tremellales, Cryptococcaceae. Gene Ontology annotation, cellular component: cytoplasm. The transcript is spliced from 5 exons. The record is from RefSeq and is a predicted model, not a curated record. Gene Ontology annotation, biological process: ribosome disassembly; nuclear-transcribed mRNA catabolic process, no-go decay; RNA surveillance. Bases 1 to 1263 code for a protein of 420 amino acids.